Morone saxatilis (striped sea-bass) is the source of this 3123-nucleotide messenger RNA. RefSeq lists its product as uncharacterized. The record is from RefSeq and is a predicted model, not a curated record. Gene Ontology annotation, cellular component: cytoplasm; membrane. Gene Ontology annotation, molecular function: nucleotidyltransferase activity; double-stranded RNA binding; tRNA binding. The transcript has 10 exons. Lineage: Eukaryota; Metazoa; Chordata; Actinopteri; Moronidae. Gene Ontology annotation, biological process: regulation of translational fidelity. The coding region runs from base 23 to 2686 and encodes 887 amino acids.
GCAGUUUGACAACAUAGACACUAUGGCAACAUCAGAUGGGUUUCCAGCCAGUUUCUAUGGUGAACCAGGAGUGUUGGGCAUGUUAUCCAAUGGGAUCAGUGCAUUCCUCGUACUUCUACAGAACUUCAGUACGGCACACACUGGCAGUGAACCAGUAGGAGUGGAGAACAUACUUGCAGGUGUUCAUCUCAUCUUGAUUGGUGGUAUUUGCCAACUGGUGGCCGGACUGCUUUCCUUUAGAAAAUACGAUCAUCUGAGUGGCACUGCUUUCAUUGCCUAUGCUGCUCUGUGGGGCAGUUACGGUGCCACCCGAAUCUACUUUGGUGCCUUUGCUGAAACUCCUACAACAGCAUCUUUGCCAGAUUUGAUGAUGACCAAUUUGUCCCUGUCCACUGACGUGACAAGCAACAUAUCCUCAAAUUCCACCACAGAGACCCUGUCCAUAAAAGAGUCAGCGAUCGCUGGUCUGGUCCCCUAUAUCCUCUUGUCCUUUCUCCUAGCCUUCUGCUCUGCCACAGUCAACUACAUCAUGCCUUUUGUCUUUGGUGCCAUCACAGCAACCUUAAUUUUUGAAGCAGUGGGUCUGGUAGCAAGCUCUUGGGCUCUUGUGGUCGCUGGAGUUCUGGAGUUGCUCAUUCUGAUUUUUGCCAUCUACGGUUCAGCUGCAUUGCUCCUCAAAGGUCUGACACAACGUCUAGUCCUCAAAGGCUUUGGCACCCCUCUCUUUAAUGUUCUUUUGCUGGGGACCACCAACUCAGCAAGUGCCCAGAGCAUUGGCCAAGAGAAGAAGAAAAACACAAAAUACGCAGAGCCCAUGGCCUUGGGUUUCUUCUGUGACACUGUUGCUCCCUUCAUCUUUGCUUUCUACAGCUUUGGGUACAUGAAUUCCUUUGUUGUAGGAGCUGCAUGGGUCUCAAUCAUCACAGUUGCCCAGCUGUUCUCCAGCUACUACGCCCAUCUGCGCCAGGAUUGCUACCACACCACUAAGUUUGGUCUUCAUGCCACAUAUUGGUUGAUCAAGGCUUGGGAUGAGUUUGUGGUAUCUGCUCUGGUUGUGGAGGACAUUAAAGUAUUCUCAGCGAGGGAAACAAUGGUGGGAGAUUGGUUCUUUGUGAUAGCAGGCUUUGUGCUCUGUGUGGGAAGCCUGAACACAGAUGUCCUGGAACUGGUCCACAACAUGCUGUUUGUCCUGCUCACAGUCUCAACAAUCCCGCAGAUCCCUCUCCAAGGAUACUACAUCUUCUUUGGUGUAGCUUGCUCCCUGUUCACCGCAGCCUCCCUGUAUGGAACCUUCUCACGUCUUAUCAACACCAUAGCAGAGAAGUCUCUAAUCCCUGUAGGACCUCAGCCCAUCUCCACUGACCAGUUGAAGAAGGGUUUGAGAUGCUGCAGGGCUAAGGAGGGAGACGAGGAGGCACUGCCUCAGACUGACCAGGCCUCAGAUGCUCUGUUCUACCUUUCAAAUGGGGUUGCAGCUCUCUCAGCUCUUCAUGCAAGGGUAUCCAGUACAAAUCUUGCGUUCCUUCAUCUGACUGUCCCUUGGGUCCUCAUCUCUGGGGCCAUCAUCCAGGCCUAUGUCAGCCGGCUACAAGUCACAGGAGGUGGUCGUUUCGGCUCAGUCAUCUCAUCCAUAUAUGUAGCAGUAUGGGCAACGUGGACCUGGUUUAGGUUUGCAGGUAACCUGCUCCAGUUUUCCACAGAGGCAGCCUAUGGUUUUACAGCAGGAGCCAUUGCUCUCCUGGUUAUAAAUGCUUUCCUUAUGCUGAUUGCUGCCUAUAGGAACCUGGUUUUGCUGUUUCUAACAGCAGUCAUGGAGGUUGUUCUGGUCUGUCUCCUGCUUUCCACUCUACAGCGACUUCCAUAUGAACUAGAAAUGGCCAUGCUUGCAGUCUUUUCAGCAAUUUGCAUAUAUGGAGCUCUGGCAUCACUGGUGAACUGCAUCUUCUCACAGAGAGUGCUGCCUAUGGGCCCUCCAUUGAUAAAGGAAGCAGCAGAGCGGGAGUCUGCUCCAGAUCUUCCCUGUCCUGUGGCUAAUUCACGACUCACCAGUAGUCUCCUAAAGAUUGCUGGACUUCUGGAGGAAGGAGGAGUAUGUGGUAUUCCUACAGACACUGUGUAUGCCCUGGCUGCAUCCUGCAAGAAUCCUCAAGCUAUAGAGAAAAUCUACAAUAUCAAAGACAGACCAGCAGAGAAACCCAUCUGUAUUUGCAUCUCUAAUGUGGAGCAGCUGGUGGCAACCAAGCCUCCCUUCAGUCCUCUACUCUGGGAGUUUAUGAGGAAUGUGUAUCCAGGAGGUAUCAGCUGCAUCGUCAGCAAAGGAGACUGGCUGUUCAAACUAGGAGUAGGACCAGCUUAUGACCGUGUUGGUACCAAGGACAGCAUCAUGAUUCGUGUGCCUGACCACACAGUUACAGGCCACCUUUGUAACAUCACUGGACCCCUUGCUAUCACCUCAGCCAAUCCCAGUGGAGAGCCAGACAGCACCCACCACAGCAUGGUCAUCAAUCGACUGGGACACAAGAUCCAAGGGGUUCUGUGUGAUGGGGACUCAAAUGAAGUUGUUGCUUCCACCGUGGUCAACUGCCUGAAGAUUGAUGAAGGGACCAUCACCAUUGUGAGGGAAGGCUGUGUUCCUGCAGUGAAAGUCCAACAGAUCUUUGAUAGAGUGAAAAGCACUAUGGUGUGAUUCUCUCAUACCUAAUCUCUCACCUUCAGAGAGCCUCUUCAUGCCUUGUUCGCUACAAGAUCGGCUUCUCCAGGUCCCCCAUUUCCUAUCACCAAUGCAGGGACACUUUAUGAAAAAUUUGUGGAAGAGUGAAUGAAAGUAUUCUUGGCUGUAUAUUAUGUUUUUGGCAAAUGUUACAAUGUUACAAUAAAGCGACCAUUUUUCUCAGUUUUUCAUGUGUAUGACCCUGGCUUACUUAAAAUAAUGAUUAUGAAAUGACUGUUUUGAAUUUUUUAUAUUUCUAUGAAUAUGUAUUUAUACAUUUAAUAUAUAUACUGUACGUUGACAUGAAUGUCACACUUAUAAUAUAAUUAAAUUUUAAUGGUGGAGCAAAAAACUUUUCGCCUGUUACUGUAUGUAUUAAUGCUCACUGUUCUUGUGCUGAAUAAAUCUUUGAA